GUUCUGAAGUUACAUUAUCAAUUUAUAUUCAUGAAGAGUAAAGUUUACUCAAGAGUAGAAUUUAUAUGUUUUUGUAAUUAUAUACAUGCACUUUUAAAAUGAAUUUUCUAGGAUUAAAGAACGGGCGACGAUCGAGUUGCAAUACAGUAAUGAGUGGCUUUCGAUAUUUACUUAUCGCGAUAUUCUUAACGAUAAUCGUUCAGCAAGGUUUCAAUUGGUCGAUAUCACACAGAACAUUAAAUAGAAUUUCGAAAAAUGCACAGGAAAAUGAAGUUUGGCAGGACUACCGUGACAAACGCCAUGGACGCUCACAAUUUUGGCAUAAUUUCACAUUCACCUCCAACGUUAAGAAACAAAUGUGCAGCGACAAGGUAAAAUGGAAAACUAAAGGAAUUUUAGCGGAAGUGACGUCAGAUAUGGAAUACUGGACUUUCGACAAAAGACGGACUUGUAAAGAAAUAAAUAUUAAUAAAGUUGGAACUCGUCCAAAGCGUCUGAAAAUGGAAUUUAUAUGUAAAAACAAUAAAAUAUCUUUUAAAUGGACAAAUGACACAAAUAACAUUUAUACCGCUCCAUUUGGGGAUAAUUGCAUAGAAAGAUUUAUCUCGAGCUGUUGCUAUGGCGAUAAGCUCGUGCCGAAUGUAGUCCAUUAUGUUUGGUACUCGCGAGGCGAGCUGAGCUUCGUUGGAUUCAUGAGCCUGCUAAGUGUGAUUCGGUUUGUGAACCCUUGUCUUAUUAUAUUUCAUGGUGACACCUUACCAAAUGGGAGAUACUGGGAUUUUAUUGUAAAUAUUUCGCCUAACUUGAUUCACUUGCAACGGGAACGGCCAGAAUUCGUUUUCGGACAACGGUUUGGUCAUAAUGAGCACUCUGGGGACAUAAUGCGAAUUGAAGCUCUUCUUCAAUAUGGCGGUAUUUACAUGGAUACCGAUACCGUCCUUGUACGGCCGAUAGACGAGCUACGGCAGUACGCAUGCGUGAUGUCAACACAACUGCGUAGACUGGGUUCAGCAUUUAUCCUGGCAGAGAAGAAUGCGACAUUUUUACAGAAAUGGAUGGACGGGUAUCGCUAUAAAUAUAAUAGGCUUGAUUACACAUACAAUGCUAUGACGUACCCACAGAUCCUCGCCCUAAAAUAUAGCAACUUGAUUCAUGUAGAGAUUGGAACUGCCUCAAGACCUAAGGAUCUGUUUGGUUUUAAGUUUUAUAGCAGACGAUACGAGAUGUAUAAUUGGUCCAAGGUUUACGGAGUGCAUUUAUUUACCAGAGGUUACGGCGGACCUUUAAAUGAAACGACUAUUAGAGACAUGCAUUCACCAUGUGGUUCAGUUAUGAGACAUAUAUUUUAUGGGAAUAAGGAUUUAUGUUUUUAGUCAACAAUUACAGCUUCUUUAACAUCGAGCUCUACAACACAGGGAAUAUACAUGUACUUAAUAAUUAACGCCUGGAGGAUAAACCGUAAUGUGCAGAACAGAGUUAAUACAACUUUUAUAGAUUGUAGUCUAUUUAUUCUACCCGUGGAACCGAAUAAUAUUAAAUAGAGACUCGCUAUCUUUGGGUUCGAAUUGCGCAAGAAAGCGAUAUACCCGGUAUUCGACUUAUGGAAAGUUAGUGAUUCUUUUCAAUUUCCGGCUCGUGUCUUAAGUGAAACUAAAAUGCCAUCAGAAUGAAAAUUACAAUCACAAAGUGGCAUUUACAUAAAUCCCAAACUGUCAUACAAAAUAUUAACCUGUUUGCAUGCUGAUUGUGUGUAAUGAGCUUGUCCUGCUUUAAAAAUGGAGCAGUCCAUUUAAAGUUUAAGGUAUUUUAUCAUCAAUAUACAAAAUCAUUGAGCUACUAACACUAUAAAGCCAUGCUCUUUUUGUGGUAAUGGCUAACCUAUUUGUUUCCAGCAGACGAAGGACUAAAACAAAUGGCUACUAGUGGACGCAUGCCUAUUCACAUUAUAAGGUUUUUAAGUGGCACCAUGGUUGCUAUUUUUUCGUUAAAUGUACGAUAUGGGAGGUACUGGGAUAAAUUUUAACGCAUUUAUUUUCAGACAGAUUGAGAAAGUAGCGGAAGUUUUAAAGUUAUUGUGAAGUUUCUGUGAACAGCAUUAAGCUAUACCGCGCUUUAUUUUAGCUUUUGGUUCUGAUUGUAAAAAGGCUAAAAUUUAAAAUCAUUUUGUACUGAAAUGACGUAACAGGGCUUUUAUGGCAUGACAAAUAAACAAUUGGCUUUGUAAUUCGAACGAAGUAACUGCUUUGGACAAUUGCAUCAGUUACAUUUGAGAGUGCGAUUGUAAAAUCAAACAGUCAUUUUCAUUUGAUUUAAUCUGGUACAUGUAUUAAUUAAGAUUUCACAUUUGUUUAGUAUAAGAUUUACAUUAUUAUGUAUGCCUUUACCAUGCACCAAUCAUUUAUUGUUAUGUAUGUUACUAAGGGUAUUUACUAAUUAUCCUUUAAAAUACCAUAUAGUUGUACUCAUGUCUGUUGUGUAAAUGGAGUGAUAAAAAUACUACUAGCAUUCUUUUUAUAUUUUUACCAUCGGAAUUCAUUAAGACAAGACGUAAUCUUAACCGUUGAAUUUAAUUUUAUUACGGUAACGUAUUUGCGGCAAAAAAGCGCUAACAGCACUUUCAGUGCUUUGAUUAUCCUAACAACUGAGUUAAUAUGGUGGCUGGUUAACGACAUGUUGAAUUGUCGGUAACACAAAGAUACGACAAUG
Messenger RNA from Ruditapes philippinarum (Manila clam), 2706 nucleotides. RefSeq lists its product as uncharacterized. NCBI's taxonomy places the organism in Eukaryota, Metazoa, Mollusca, Bivalvia, Venerida, Veneridae. The record is from RefSeq and is a predicted model, not a curated record. The transcript has 2 exons. Bases 99 to 1373 code for a protein of 424 amino acids.